Molecule: messenger RNA, 1018 nt
Organism: Lecanosticta acicola
Lineage: Eukaryota; Fungi; Ascomycota; Dothideomycetes; Mycosphaerellales; Mycosphaerellaceae
Source: the annotation of a GenBank genome assembly
AUGGACAUCUCACCAAAAAUCCGUCGCCUGGUGAUGAUAGGAGCAUGCUACGUCGAUACAAUCCUCAGGUGCGAUCUCUCACGGCGGAGUUACGAGGGAGGGCGAGGACUACGGCUAACCAAAACCACCCAGCGUCCCAAAAUUCCCCCAAGAAGACCACAAACUCCGCGCCACCACUCUGGAAAGGCGGCGAGGUGGAAACGUAGCGAACACCCUGGAAGUUCUCCAGCAAUUCCGAUCUCUAGACGAAAUCGAGCUCGUGCUCCUCUGCGUUCUACCAGCCAAAUCCAGCGAAGGAACAAAACUCGUUAAAGAUUCAUUCGGAGAAAGGGUGGACACGGACCACUGUAUCUAUAGGGAGAGUCAUCACGAACCGGCUUCGAGCUAUAUCAUCAAAGCAGACGAUUGUGGGUCGAGGACGAUUGUAAAUUUCAAUGAACUGCCGGAGAUGGAAUUUGGGGAGUUUAAGGAGAAGAUUGCCAAAUUAGACGACAAGCGUACUUGGUUUCACUUCGAAGGAAGAGAAGUAGACACUUCGAUUCAGUGUCUGAAAUGGCUGAAGCAGGAGUACCCUGACUGUACACGGAGUGUAGAAGUUGAGAAACCGAAUCGGCCGGGGCUAGACAAGAUGGCUGAAGAGGCCGACAUAGUCUUCUUUUCGAAGACAUGGGCAGAGGCGGCUGGGUACUCUGAUGCUGGUGCGCUAUUGAAGGAGCAAGCGAAGCUCCUGGGCAACGCGAGCUUGUUAUGUUGCACAUGGGGAGCAAAAGGUGCCACGGUGCUAACGACAGCGGAUGGGUCCUUGCAUAGCGCGCAGUCGUCUCCAGAGCCGGAGAGUAAAGUCGUCGAUACGAUUGGAGCCGGUGAUACCUUUACUGCAGGCAUUUUGGGUAGCAUAUUGGCACCAGAUGCCGCCGGGCCGAUACAAGAUCGUGCCAAGGUGGCAGUGGACUUCGCAAAUCGGUUAGCAGGACGAAAAGUGCUGCAAGUAGGCUUCUCGAAUCUAAUUUCGGAUUGA